ACUCAAGGGCCCUGGCAACACUGGACAUACCCCUGGUGCAGAGCUUUGGUGCAGAGCGACUCGAGUCAGGUGUUCAAAGUUUAUACGAGAAAAAAUAUCUGUGUUAAUCACAGAAUUUCAUUCAUAUUUCAGUAUUGUGAUUAAUUUUACGAUGGCACCCAAAGCUGGUGGUGAUUCGGCAAAAGCUAUUUCUGGAGUUUACAAAGAUAAAAGUAAACCAACGGAUAUUCGUCUCAGUAAUAUAAAUGCCGCAAAAGCUGUAUCAGAUGCUAUUCGUACUAGCUUAGGACCACGGGGAAUGGAUAAAAUGAUUCAAGCAGCAAAUGGAGAAGUAACAAUAACAAAUGAUGGUGCUACUAUUUUAAAACAAAUGAGUGUUAUUCAUCCAGCUGCUAAAAUGUUAGUGGAACUGUCUAGAGCUCAAGAUAUUGAAGCUGGAGAUGGUACCACCUCAGUUGUAGUCAUUGCUGGUGCACUACUUGAUGCUGCUGAAAAGCUCUUGCAAAAGGGUAUACACCCUACUGUGAUUUCAGAUGGCUUCCAAAAAGCAUUGCAAAUGGCUCUACAGGUUGUAGAAAAUAUGUCAACUCCAGUAGAUUUAACUAAUGAAGAUACACUGUUAAAAGCAGCAGCAACUUCAUUGAAUUCAAAAGUUGUCUCACAGCACUCUACCAUUUUAGCCCCAAUUGCUGUUCAAGCUAUCCGUGCUGUAAUGGAGCCCAUUGUUGGAGGAGUUGGCGCGCGAGUCGAUCUUCGUGACGUAAAGGUGAUAGAAAGGAUUGGUGGCACAGUAGAGGACACUGAGCUUGUGCAGGGCCUGGUUAUCCCACACCGCGCUGCCAACGUCAAUGGCCCCCACCGAGUUGAAAAGGCGAAGGUUGGCCUUAUCCAGUUCUGCAUUUCACCUCCUAAAACUGAUAUGGAUCACAAUGUUAUUGUAUCUGACUAUGCUGCUAUGGAUCGUGUAUUGAAAGAAGAACGACAAUACAUUCUUAAUAUUGUCAAACAAAUUAAGAAAGCUGGAUGUAAUGUACUAUUAGUUCAGAAGUCCAUUCUAAGAGAUGCCCUUAGUGAUUUGGCUGUUCACUUCCUUGAUAAAAUCAAGUGUAUGGUUAUUAAAGAUAUUGAACGUGAGGAUAUAGAAUUUGUGUGCAAAACGCUGGGAUGCCGGCCAAUAGCUUCUUUGGAUCAUUUCACUGCUGAGAAUUUAGUCAAUGUCGACCUCGUCGAAGAAGUCAACGAAUCUGGCGGAAAAUAUGUUAAGUUGACAGGGAUCCCCGGGGGCGGGCGCACGGUGUCGGUGGUGGUGCGCGGGUCGAGCGGCGCGGUGGUGGCGGAGGCGGCGCGCUCGCUGCACGACGCGCUGUGCGCGGUGCGGUGCGUGGCGCGCCGGCCGGCGCUGGUGGCGGGCGGCGGCGCACCCGAGGCGGCGGCCGCUGCGGCGCUCGCGCGCGCCUCCAUUGCAGCGCCUGGCGCCGACCACUACUGCCUGAGGGCCUAUGCAGACGCACUAGAAGUGGUGCCCUCCACGUUGGCUGAAAACGCAGGUCUGAACCCGAUUGAGACGGUGACGGAGUUACGCGCGGCGCACGCGCGCGGUGCCGAGUCCGACGAAGGCUCGAGCGCGGGCGUCAACGUGCGUCGCGGCCGCGUUACCGACAUGCGCGCUGAGCACGUGCUACAGCCGCUGCACGUCACCGCCUCCGCUCUGGCGCUCUCCACCGAGACUGUGCGGGCUAUACUUAAGAUUGAUGACAUUGUAAACACAAUGAAUUAGAGAUGAAAUUCAACCAAGCAUUGAACUAAUACAUUGAUAUGCUUUACUAAUUUUAUUGAUAUCUCAAGAAAGAGAUGUGGAAUGUGGACACAUCUUAGCUUCAAUUGAAAUUUAAUAUGUAUUACAAUACCAAAAAAUAAUCUUUGUUGGAUUUUAAAUACCAGUGAAUUUCAGUUCUAAUAUUAUGCGGUAUUUAAAUGUAGACAAUAGGAUGUUUUACUUUGUUAGUAUUAUUUCAGCAUUAUUGUUUACCAAAUAAUAAACUUCUGACAACCGAAAAUAUUUUUAGUCGCAAUAAUGUAAACUGUUCACUGUAUUUAACUGCUUUAAGGCCUGAUUCACAGCUACUGAACUGCUAUUUGUCACAUAUAAGCCGAUCAAAUAAAGUCGGUCUCUAUUCUAUGCCUUUAAUUAAUGAUAAUAAAAUGAAUACCUAUGUACUGUUUUAAUUACUUACUUGUUUUUGUUGUUUAACCCAAAUAGGAUCGGGGCUGUCAAAAAUUGCUAAAGUAUAAUAGAUUUUAUUUCAUUUUCAUUAAGUCGCUCUCACUUAUCAGUUGAGUGAUUGAUAGGAUACUUGUCAAAUAAAAUAUACUUGAAACUUGUGAAACAGGUCCUUAGUAUCUUAUGCAACUGAGUAAUGUCAAUACCUACACUUAGCUUAUUAUGAUACUAAAUUGUAUGUUGCCUGUACUUUUAUAUUUUGUAGUAUAUACAAAAUUAUUGGUCUAGGUAUUUAAAAUUUAAUUAAAUGAACUAAUACAUUUUACCUUGGCGA
Molecule: messenger RNA, 2555 nt
Organism: Manduca sexta (tobacco hornworm)
Lineage: Eukaryota; Metazoa; Arthropoda; Insecta; Lepidoptera; Sphingidae
Gene: CCT4
Product: T-complex protein 1 subunit delta
Exons: 11
Coding region: 152-1777 (541 amino acids)
Biological process (GO): protein folding
Cellular component (GO): chaperonin-containing T-complex
Molecular function (GO): ATP binding; ATP hydrolysis activity; ATP-dependent protein folding chaperone
Source: RefSeq, a predicted model, not a curated record